This is a messenger RNA of Rotaria socialis, 1785 nucleotides long. Lineage: Eukaryota; Metazoa; Rotifera; Eurotatoria; Philodinida; Philodinidae. The record is from the annotation of a GenBank genome assembly.
AUGCGUUUUCAACGGUCAAAUUUUGUUCUCUUAUUUUGGUUUUGGUAUUCAUUUAAUAAAUCUUUAAUUGCACAAGAACUAUCAAAAUCUUUACCGGACUUACCACGUUUAUGUGCAUACCAUCGUGAUCCAUCACAGUAUUAUCCAUGUGUUCUUAAUUAUAUUGGUCUUAAUAGUUGGUCUCUAUAUCGAUGUCCAGAUCCAUCAAAAUUUGAUGAAACUUCACAACAAUGUUUAGUGAAAAUGCCUGUUAAUGAUGCAUUUGAACAACUUGCUACAUCGUCGCCCAUUGAAAAUGCACAAUUUCAUCGUGUAGCUAGUUUUAUUAUAGGAUCAAAAUCACAAUCUAAUGAAAGUCAAGACUUACAAGAACAACAACAAGCAAGACUUGUCUCAUUACCGCCAACAAUUGAUAAAUUAAUGGAUUCAUUUUCUAUGCAAAAAUUUUCACAUCAUAAACGAGCUGAACGUGAUACAUCAGAACAAUCCUCGGGUAUAAUAUGGUCUCAUGGUUAUCCACUGAUGAAAAUAGAUAACAGACCAAUUGUUGAAGAAGACUUAUCAAUUAACUCGAAAUCAGAUCAACCGUAUGGUAGAUCCCAUCAUCAUCAUCAUCCUCCUCCUCCGGUUAAUGAAGACGAGCUUAAAUAUAAGAAAAUUUGUUAUUUUACAAAUUGGGCUCAAUAUCGACCUGUUCCAGGUAGAUUCGAACCUGAAAAUAUUGAUCCAUUUCUUUGCACACAUAUUAUAUAUGCAUUUGCUGGUAUUAAUAAUCAAACAUUGUUAAUAACAAAAUUAGAAGAAAAUGAUGAAGAUCUUUAUCAACGCGUCAAUGCAUUAAAAAAUCGAAAUCCAAAAUUAAAAACGUUACUUGCUGUUGGUGGCUGGAAUAUGAAAUCUUAUGCAUUUUCAUACAUGAUACAUGAUAGUCAAAAACGACAACGCUUUGUUUUUGAUACCAUCAAUUUUCUUCGUAAACAUAAUUUCGAUGGUUUAGAAGUUGAUUGGGGAUAUCCUGGUGUACGUGGUGGUCAAUAUGAUGAUAAAUAUUAUUUAACAUUAUUUCUCGAAGAAUUUCAAGAAGCAGCAAUGGCUCAAUCUAUCAUAAUAGGACAAACACGAUUAUUAUUAGGAGCCAUAGUAGCUGCCAAUGAACAUAUUGUUUCCAAUGGUUAUGAAAUAGAAAAAAUAACAAAAGUCUUAGAUUUUAUCAAUAUUAUGACAUAUGAUUUUCAUGGUUCAUGGCAAAAUUAUACAGGACUUAAUGCGCCAUUAUAUCGACGUUAUGAUGAAUAUGAAUCUGAUCCAACACUUAAUCAAGAUUUUGGUAUGAGUAUAUGGUUAAGAAAUGGUGCACCUGCUCAUAAACUUGUUCUUGGUGUUCCAUUAUUUGCUCAAAGUUUCUUAUUAGCACGAUCAGAACAAAAUGAACUCAAUUCGCCAACAGUUGGAAAUGGAACGAAAGGUCCAUUUACACGUACGGCUGGUUUUCUUUCGUAUUUUGAAGUUUGUCUAUUACAAAUGGAUCCUGAUUGGCAAAAACGUACGGUACCAGACGGUUCCGAGUCUGAAUACAUGUUUAAAGAUCGUGAAUGGAUCUCAUACGAAACACUUGAUAACAUUCGAAAACGAGCUGCUUAUGUUGUUGCUAAUAAUUUAGGUGGAAUGUUUGUUUGGUCUCUCGAUAUGGACGAUUUCAAUGGAGCAUUUUGUAACAAUGGUACAUAUCCAUAUAUUAAAAAUUCAUUAGCACUUUUACCAACAAACCUGCCAUCAUAUAUUUAA